AUGUUUGUUAAUAAUAUUUGUCCUUGGUUUGCUAUUUCUUGCCCCAAAAUAGUUUCCAGUGCUUGGGAUCUAGUCGGGGCAGAACUCACUAAUCAUUUUAGCACACAUGGCAGUCAGUCUGAGAAAGAGAUUAUACAACAAUAUUGGGAUCUCCUCAAAAGCAUCAUAGUAAAAUCUGCUUUUGACCCUAAGAGCUUGCAAAUUGUGAAAGAUGCCCAGGAGCAUUUGGAGCACAUCUCCAGACAACGCUCUCACCCCAGUUCCCGCUCCAGUUCAUUUUUGCAUAUUGAUUCCCUUUCUCCCCCCGAGGAGCCUUCUUCUCUUAUGCAAAAAACUCUUUAUCCCUCUCUGCGGGCAGCAGCCUCAGAGACCCCUGAGGAGAAGCAGGACUCGGAGGAAGAAACUGAGUUGCAGGAUAACGCUGCUCCCUACCAUGGGAAUGCAACCUCUCUCCCCUCACAGCCUCCCAUGUAUGAUUUGCCCGCGCCCAUUAAAAUGCCUCUUCCAGAACCUGAUAAUCCUUUAUUGAUAGAGAUUCGACAGCUCAGACAGCAAAUUGCCCAGCUUCAAGCUACAGAUCCAUCAUCUCCACAUUUUUUGUUCCCCGUCCAUGGCCCGGACGGGGAGGACUGGGAGGAGGAGGGUGAACUCCCCUCUUUACCCCUCGGCAGACCCUGCACGAGGGUGCAGGCCAGGCAAGAAGCAGCCGCAGCUGCUGCUGCUGCCACUUCAGCAGCUCCAAUUCCAGCUGCCAGAGCCCCCCAACACCCAGCCCAGCCCGACAAUGGCUCCCUAGACCAUAGUCCCGAUCAAGCAGAACCCCCUGACAUUCCUGAAGUCCCUAUCAGCCGGCAACUGUGGCAAUACAAGGCCCUCGACAGAAAAGACCUCAAGGAACUUUUUACUGCAGUCACCUCCUAUGGCCUGCAUGCUCCAUAUACCUUGUCUUGCCUUGAAUCCAUCGGUGGCGGCAGCGCUGUUCUGCCAGCCGAGUGGCGAGAUAUUGUUAGAACUGCUUUGAAAAAUGAUGUUUAUUUUUCGUGGGAAGCUGAUUUCCUAUUAAGAUGUCAGGGUAUUGCUGCAGGAAAUGAUGACCUUUAUGCCCGCAUAGCAGGAAUACAACCAUAUCACGUUCUCAAAGAACAGUGUAAACUCCCUAGAAGCUUGCUUGCAAACACGGCUCUCGCUGCCCUACAAGCUUGGAAGUCCCUUCCCCAGGCUGGUACCUCUACUGCCCCGCUCUCUCAGAUAGUGCAGGGCCCAGACAAACCAUACAAUUCUUUUAUUGCCCGCCUUUCAGAGGCUGUGGAGCAUGUCCUGGGCGUCACCGCCACAGACGCUGAUAGUACUCUGGUAAAACAACUAGCCUUUGAGAAUGCUAAUGAUACCUGUAAAAGUAUACUUAGGAACAACCUGAAAAAAAAAUCCUUGCAUGAUAUGAUAAAUCUCUGCCGCGAGGCAGACCCCUUUGUUCAUAAGAUCGCCAAAGCCCUUGUUGCCUUUCAAGGACAGAACAAAGGAAAAACCUGUUUUCAAUGUGGUGCUCCCGGCCAUUUCGCCUCCCGCUGUCCUCAGCGGCAGACCCCGGUGUUACAAGCAGGUAACACUAAUCCCCGCCCCUCUCUUUGUCCCCGCUGCCGCCGCGGCAGGCAUUGGGUUUCAGCUUGCUGCUCAGUGAUUGAUUUAGAAGGGAACCCACUACCACCACUACCACAGGUGCAGGGAAACGGGCCACGGGGCCAGCCCCAGGCCCAGAAACACAUUGCAUUCCAGCCGGCCACGGGGACCAGCCGGCACAAUCCACCGCAGCCAGCCUUCUCACAGCAGCCCCAGUUUGCGGCACUCUCUCAGACUUCAGCUCCCGAGGUCCAACCGCUGGUGCCAAAUGGUAUGUUGCCCCCCCAGCAACCUCCCUUGUCAGGGCCUCCCCAGGGAGUGCCGGGCUAG
Molecule: messenger RNA, 1947 nt
Organism: Suncus etruscus (white-toothed pygmy shrew)
Lineage: Eukaryota; Metazoa; Chordata; Mammalia; Eulipotyphla; Soricidae
Product: endogenous retrovirus group K member 10 Gag polyprotein-like
Exons: 1
Coding region: 1-1947 (648 amino acids)
Biological process (GO): viral process
Molecular function (GO): zinc ion binding; nucleic acid binding
Source: RefSeq, a predicted model, not a curated record